GAAUGAGAGUCUUAUGUUUGCAGCUUCUCCGGGCUUAUUUAGACGGCACGUGAACAGCAGCGCGUGUGAGAGGAUUCGUGCGGGAAUAUUUUAUGUCAUAAAAAGAAAGAAAGAAGGAAACUUGGGAUAUCAGCCGCCGGAGCGCCAGUGAGAAUUUCUAAAGUGCACGUCGUGGAGGUGCUACGGUGCAACCAGAUUGUCUGUGGCGUCUCCUCUCGUGCGCGCCGCCUACCUGGCGAGAAGAUUUGGAUUAGGACCGAUGAACAGGGUGUAAAUAAUCUCCACGGGACCGUUUGAGAGACAAAGACCCUCAGUGUUUCUUUUUUUCUUUCUUUUUUUUUUACUGUCUGUGGGGAUUUAUUUAUUCAUUAUUUUCGUUUCUCCACCUCUGACGGUUUGAGGACAAUGUCUGUCCGGGGAUACUCUGACGCUUUUUCCAAACGCACAGUUCUUCUCUCCCUGAGGAUUUUGUUUCUUGUGCCUUUAGGGUUGCCGGUCCGCAGCCAAGGGGAUUCUCAGUUCGACAACAAAGUGAUGGACAACAUCACGGUUCGACAAGGGGAGACGGUGCUACUCACGUGCGCACAGGGGGAUGUCGUCACGCACACAGCGUGGCUAAACAGGUCAAGCAUACUGUACGCCGGAGAGGACAAGUGGUCGGUGGAUCCCAGAGUGAGUCUGGUGACCUUUAAUCAAGAAGAGUUUACCAUCAAGAUUGAAAACGUGGACAUGACAGAUGAGGGGCAGUAUGUGUGCGCAGUCCAGACGAGCAGGCGGCCGAGAACCACAUCGGUGCACAUCCUCGUCCAAGUGCCGCCAAAAAUCAUCAACCUGUCAAAGGACAUCGUGGUGAAUGAAGGCGCUAACGUCACACUGAUGUGCCAAGCCAGCGGUAAACCAGAGCCAUCUAUUAGCUGGAAACUGGUCUCCUCCUCAGGGGACCUGGCGUCAGAUGACGAGUACCUGGAAAUCCCAUCCAUCUCCAGACAGAGAGCGGGGACGUACGAAUGCACAGCUGUUAACGAUAUUGACACAGAUGUGCAGACCGUAGACAUCACCGUCAACUAUGCUCCAACUGUGUCAGAGGGCAGAGAUGUUGGAGUGACUCUGGGCCAGAUAGGAGUGCUGGAGUGUGAGGCCGAUGCUGUGCCCGAGGCUGACUUUGAGUGGUAUAAAGACGACAGAAGGAUCUUCAAUGGUCUGGAUGGCAUGGAGAUUAUCAACACUGGAUCACUGUCCAAGCUGACAUUCUUUAACGUGUCUGACGGAGAUUAUGGUAACUACACAUGCGUCGCCAUCAACAAACUUGGGAGUUCAAACACAAGCUUCCUUAUGUAUGUGGUAAUUGAACCCACUAGCUCAACACUAUUGCAAGGGCCGAGAGCAGUUCAGGACGGCAGCGGUGGUGCGGUGGGAGUCCGCUCACACACCUGUGUCCUCUUCGUAGUGUUCCUGCCCUUCCUGCUCAGAUUUUGAAGAGGAGUGGAUUUGAACACAAGUGUUUUGCGUGCGUGUUUGUGUGUGUGUGCGCGCGUGCCUGUUUUUUUUUUUUGUUCCUUUGUUUAUUUCUUCCUCCCAACCAGAACCAUAAACUGAUGCACAGUGAGUGCAUGAAAUGAAGUAUCUUGCAACUUAUUGAUGUUGACCCACUAAAUAAGUACAUUGUACAUUUCUGUUCUGUUUUGCUCUUUUUUUCUUUCUUUUUUAGAUACCGCUGAUGUAACAGACGUUUCGUUUUAAUUUAAUUGUGUCGGGUAAUUUCUUCGCUAAAUUGUAUUGUUCUGCAUCGUCUCCUUUCCCUUCGUCUCAGAAGAGGUUUAGUUAAAUGUCUCUUAUUCAGAUGAAUUUGUCUUAAUUUUUAACCGCAUUGCAUAUUCAUCUCAACUCUAGGAUAAGGCAAAUUUACAGCAAGUAUGAGGUGAGAUGAAUGUUAAAUACCUCAAAGUCAAACUGAGACAGUGAAGCGGAAGGAAUUUAGGUUACCCCGAGGCUGGAAGCCCACGUAUUAUCAUAUUUUAAUCUAUAAUAAUUAUCCUUCAGCCUGGUUGGUAAAAGCAGAAUUGUUUUUGACCUUCAAGAGUUUUUUUUUGUUUUAGUGAUGCACUUGCAGUUGUUUUAUGCUAAUCUGUUUAAUUUUAUUUUUUCAAUGAUGUUUAGUUUUAAAUAUAUUUUGCGAAGGGAAUAUUCAAAGUUGUAAUUAUUUAGGACGCAUAUCCUAGUUCUUUGUCUCUCUUGUCUGUUUUUUUUUUUUUUUUUUUUUCCCUCCUCCUUACCAGCACCAGUUGUAAACAAGAAUGGUGUCAAGAAUUGUUAGAAUUAAUUAGUUAGCAUUGGAGCAGCAUUUCGUCUGUGACAACCCACUUAAGUAAUGCAAAUUUAUUAAUGCUGUUUGCUACUUGUUGGAGCAUUAUGCCAUUUAUACACCACUAUACAGCUGUUUGAGAAAACCGUUCCUGGUCAUGUUCCAAACCAGCGCCGGGGUUAGAGACCAAUCAAUACGAUGUUAACAGAAAAUAAACACUUUUUCUUUUUCUUUCUUUUUUUUUUGCAUGUAUUUAGACACAAAUAACCCAAAGAUUUUAUCAGUUCAUACAGCACCAUGUUUGGAUGGAAUGGGAUUUCUCUUUUUCUGGUCUCAACGCCAAAUGAUAUGCAUUUUAAUCCUCAGCUCCGUCUUCUGACAAACACCGGGAUGAACGUGCUAUGUUUUAAAGAAGUAGGCGGGCAUAGUGUUGAAGGGAAACAAAAUAUACCUUUAAACCAAAAUGUACAGUAUAUUAAUCAGAUUCAGUUCCGCGUGAACAUGAUAUUUCCAGCUCUUUCUGAAUAGAGGAGAAUUACAGCGGUUACUGUACACAGGAAAAAAAAACUGCAAUAACACAGAUUGGUCAGAGGUCUGAACAAAAAAAAAAAAAAGAAAAAAAAGCCGGCUCUUAUCAUUGGAUAUAUAUAGCUUGCAUUAUCAGAAAAGACAGGAUAUAUGAGAAAACAAGCAAAGCAUAUCUCUGUGUUUUAUUGCGAGGUUCAGUGCCACGAUCUGUAAAACCAGUGGCCUCCUCCUCCUCCUCCUCCUCCUUUACCGUAUUCUGUUGUGAGGAUUUUAUGCAACAAUCAAAAAACUCUCACUACCCACCCCAGCUGCAGUGGAUUCGACGUUAGGCUACUGGCUCUGUGACGAGCACAAGUUUUUUUUUUUUACGACAUCUCUGUGCAGUCUCUUUUAAAAAAAAAAAGAAAAAAAAAGCUGUUUUGUUUUUGUCAACACUGUCAGUUUGGAUGAGAGCUGCACUUCAUUUUUGCAUUUGGAGGAUUCCAUUAAAGUCAUCAAACGCGAAAAGUCAAUUAAAUCAAAUUAGUGUGUGUGUGUCUGUUUAGUGGCGGGGCAAUGACGCGCUUCGUAUGAUCUCACCGCUCUGAUUAAGCGUGUUUUUGCACGUGCUUAUUUUUAGCUUAGGCCCAAAAGGAAGAAGUGCGAGGCAGCGGCAGCAGUAUCUGAUCCGUUCACAUUCAACAGCAAAACAAAGAAGAAACAUUUUCCCCUGCUUCGCCUCAGCUCUGGGUAGGUUCUAGUCUGUCGUCCACCUGCAACCACGUUUUUUUUUUUUUUUUUUUUUUUUUUUUUAAACAUAGACAUAAUUUCUGCUCCUCGGUUUAAAGAAAAGAGCCUACAUCCAAACCAGAGAGGCACGAAACAGAUAGGGCCAUUAAUGAAAUUGAUCAGAGCAAUCUUGCCGGGAAUCUGACGUGCUAAUCACGGUUCGCUUUCGCUCUCAAAGACAAAGGAAAGAGAAAGAGGGAGAGACUGCAGACUACUAUUCAUAGCGCUUGGAAAUGACGUGGUAAUUAUCGCAUCCCGUCUUGUCUGAUAUUACGUCCGUCCCGCACAGCUACUCCGCCGCGUGAUUAACCACAUUUAAAGGAAGCGAGGUCGUCUCCCGGGGAGGUCUGCUGCUGCCAGUACGCACAAACAAUCGCUGCAUCGGCCUCUUUGAGUUCCCUCGAAAGGCUGGGAAACGCGGCGUGUGAAAACAACAAUUGCUUAGUAGCUUUUCCGCAGACAUCAAUCACCAAACACACACACACACACACAUAUGUAUAAGUAUACUUCACUCUUUCUGUCACACACAAAUGCACACAUUGACUGUCUUGGAUACAAGAAAAGGAGUCUUUUGCGAAUGCAGUACCACUGCUUACAUCUAUUUUGUAGAAUAGCCAAGCACACUUAGCAAACUGUACGACCUCUGAGCAGUUGUCCGACAAUUUGCCCAAUAAGUUCAUGUUCCGGAGGAUGCAAAGGAAUACUUGGAUGCGUUGUGACGACAACCAAGGAUCCACGUUGCUUGUAAACGCUGCAACAAUUCACAGGUUUCUGGAAAGUACAGCGCAGAUGCGUGAAUGUUUGCGGCUUAAUAUUUGGUCCUUGAUUGUGAUAUUGUUUUUUUGUGUGUCGUACAAAACACAACACGAUGUAAUUUCUGAAGUCAAGCACACGAAUUAGUACUGAGGGUAAACCUGCUGUUUAAGUUCAUUUGUACAAACCGGGCGGGCUGCAGUUUAAGUACAUGUAUCUUUUUUUUUUUUUUGGCCUGAUGUCAGGAGGUGGGUGAAAAGCUGACGAUAUCAAGUCAUCUACUGUUUCACGCAAAUGAAACGCGAGGAAGCACUCACUGGUUUGAAACUCUGACCCCGACUGACUUCCUGUUAACUGUCACUACAACAACAACGGCGAUGAGUUCUGCUGUCCCCGGAUUAAACAUUGUGAACCGCGAGGCGCUGAGCUAAAGGAGGAAGACGUCUAAUCUGUGAUCUGAAGACGGCGUAUUCUGCCUUUACAGCUGGAGAAACAGUUUGUGGCUGUCGCGUAAAUCCCACUAGAUCCCGUCUCCCAAUGUUUCGGCCUCUCACUGAGCCACGCGCGGCUCAAAGCGGGGGUGCCGUCUCCGUUCUGCCGCUUUUAAAUCCGCGCUGCUCCGAACGUUCAAAACGAGAAGCGAGCGGAGAAAAGUGAAAAGUUUGCAGGUUGUCUCCGUAAAGACUUUAUUUGGAUUGUUUUCUGACCUGAGGCCUUUCGUAUUGCUUAGCACCAGUGUUCCUGAUGCAUUAUUGGCGCUGGUAGCCUCAAGGUUAGAAAAGCUCUCUUUCAGAGCGGUUAAAUAAACACUAUCGCAUUACAUUUAGUGAAACAGUGGGGUGUUUGGUGGUGCACAGCAGAGCUAUUUGCCAUGUCAAGGCUCAUUUAGUAGAUACAACUCUAAUAAGCUCUCAGUUGGUCCUCGUGUUGUCCUAUUGUUAACUGGACACGUCCUCAUUUGUAAAUCUCAUCCAGCAAGAUUAUUGCAGCUCUUUGCUAAAUAAAAUAAAAACUCAAUGUAAAAAAAAGAAAAAAGAAAUUGAUUCCUGAUUGAAAAUAAUUCACCAUCUCUCAAGACAAACAGUAGGCAGUCACGCUGCAGUUUCCUUUUUUGCAUGGUAUUAAAAUAGUCAGCCUCUGUACCAUCUUGUUAGAGCAAAUGCUCCCAGCUCCUGUCAAGCAUGACUUUUAAAAAGGAUAUGCAAGUUCCAUUCAAGCCAAACUUAUAAUGAUAAAAUCUAGCAAACCGGGAAGAGGAUCUCGGAAAUACACUAGUAAAAUAUUUCAGAUCCUCCUCCAAAGUUCAUCUAUGAAACUGCACUGAGAAGACCUGGAUACACAUGACUUUUUUUUUCUUUUCUUUUCUUUUUUUUUCCUGUGUGUGCCCGAUUCUAGUGAGCCAAUUCUGAAUCACAGGCCAUGACGGCUUAUAUUUUGGCAGUAGUUUUGCAUAUUUAUGUUGAUAUGACCAAUUCUAUUGUCUGUUUGAAGACUGCACAGGGAUUGCAGGAGUCGUUGUCUCUCUCAGCCAAAGCAAACAUGGGUCCAGUUGGAAUAUGUGGGCUGAGUAUGUGAAAAGAUAAAUAAAUAAAGCUAUGGGUAUAUUCCUUUAAUUUGAACCCAUACGUGCAAGGCAAGAGAGCAGUCUUUGGAGAAAAUUUGAUACCCUGACAAAUGACUGACCUGACCUUGUGUUGCACCUGACAGACAGUAUGUUUAAUUUUAAGUGUUUUGUGACAUUUGUGUGAUUUGCAAUGGAGUCUGGAAGAGAGAUCACAUUUAGAUGUGAAAUUUGGUUAGACAUGAGAAAUCAAACGUUUGUCUAAUCUGCCAGGGGGAUUAUCUCAGCCGAAGCAGCAGUCUCACGAUCUGCUGGGAUUUAUUUUGGAUGAUUCACACAACUUAAAUUCUGCCCUUUGCCUGGCUACAAGUUCACCGGGUUCUUCUUCAGAUUGGAUUGUUCCCAAUAUGGAGGGGGACACCACGCUAUUUGACUCCCUGCAUUGUAAAGGAUUGUUGGUUCAUAUGUAUUUUCUUGAUGAAAAGUGUGUGCUCAUAUUUAAGACUGACAAUAAUAAAAUGUUGUAUCUUAA
Mugil cephalus (flathead mullet) is the source of this 6444-nucleotide messenger RNA. RefSeq names its product neurotrimin (gene ntm). Lineage: Eukaryota; Metazoa; Chordata; Actinopteri; Mugiliformes; Mugilidae. The coding region runs from base 406 to 1476 and encodes 356 amino acids. Gene Ontology annotation, cellular component: neuron projection. The record is from RefSeq and is a predicted model, not a curated record. The transcript has 8 exons.